AUGAGGUGUAAAAAUCUAAAAAAGACACGUGAUAAAGAAGACCAAAGGUCCAAUACAGUGACUGAGGGACUAGUUCAGAAAGAGGUUGUUGAAGGAAGUGUAGAAAAGAGCAACUUAUCAAGAUGUCAUCCAAUGAAGACAAGAAAAGCAAGAACAAGGACCACAGUCUGUCAGGAUGAGGAGGAGUCAGCAGACAGUCUUGACUCUGAUUUUGUAGACCUUAACUUCAGUUGUGAUGAUAAUGAUGAUGAUGUCGAUUUUGAUGAAUGGGUGGACAAACAAACUGAGUGGGUUGGAGAUGGGGCAAAAGGAAAAGAGCCAGAGUCAACAAAUGCUGGGGUUGAAUCUUGGGAUUGGGGUCCAGAUGUUGAACUGGAUGCAGAGGAGUAUGAUUCUGAUAAUGUACAACCUAAAUAUGACUCUGAUGAUGACACUCUAAUGACGGAUAGAUGGCCAGAAUUCAAUCCGGCAACUGACAUGGCAGAUCCAGAGUUUGAGGUUGGGAUGAAGUUUAGCAAUUGUAAAGUUUUUAGAGCGGCUGUGAGAGAACAAUUUAUAAAGUGGAAUAUGGAUGUUGUAUUUGUGAGAAGUAAGGCUUUAAAGCUAAAGGCAGUUUGUCCAGAUCCAGAUUGCCCAUGGGAGAUAUAUGCUUCCAAAAUGCAGCAUGAGAAUACCCUACAGGUUAAGAAAUAUGAGGGUGAAUACACUUGUGGUAUUGUUUGGGAAAACCCCACUGUGAAGUCUAGUUGGCUGAGUGCCAAAUAUAUGGAAACAUUGAAGAGCAAUCCAAGUUGGCCAAUUAGCUCAUUCAUGGAGAUUGUGGAGAAUGAUUAUAACACUAGAGUUUCUAGGCAACAAGUUUAUAGGGCAAAAGAUAGGGCAUUGAGGCAGAUUGAGGGAAUAUACACAGAGCAAUACUCAAGAAUUUGGGAUUAUUGUGAAGAGUUAAGGAAGACCAAUCCAGGAACAAUAACCAAAGUUCAAUGUAAUUUCAAUGAACAAUUGGGUCAUCCAGUGUUUCAAAGGUUAUAUGUGUGCCUAGGUGCAUGUAAAGCAGGGUUCAUUGCUGGAUACAGACCCAUUAUUAGAUUGGAUGGCUGCUUCUUGAAGGGUGUAUAUGUAGGGCAAUUUUUAGCAGCAGUUCGUAUAUAUGCUAAUAAUGAAACAUGGGUGAUUGUGUAUGCAGUGGUUAAGUCUGAGUGCAAGGAGUCAUGGGUUUGGUUUCUAGAAUUGCUGGUAAAUGAUGUAGAGAUUGUUAACCAGUUUGGAUACACUUUCAUAUCAGACAAGCAAAAAAGAUUAUUACCAGCUUUUGAGCAAGUUGUUCCUAAUAGUGAACAUAGGUUUUGUGCAAGACAUCUGUUCACCAACUUCAAAUUACAAUUCAAAGGGAAAGUUUUGUCUGACAAAUUCUAG
Messenger RNA from Prunus persica (peach), 1416 nucleotides. RefSeq lists its product as uncharacterized. The record is from RefSeq and is a predicted model, not a curated record. Lineage: Eukaryota; Viridiplantae; Streptophyta; Magnoliopsida; Rosales; Rosaceae. Bases 1 to 1416 code for a protein of 471 amino acids. The transcript has a single exon.